Cylicocyclus nassatus is the source of this 5360-nucleotide messenger RNA. NCBI's taxonomy places the organism in Eukaryota, Metazoa, Nematoda, Chromadorea, Rhabditida, Strongylidae. The record is from the annotation of a GenBank genome assembly.
AUGACCGGCAGAUUAUUCAAAUAUGGUUAUUCAAUAUUCUGCAGUACGUUGUCACUGUAUUAUUCGCAGUACAUCAGCCAAUUAUCGAUUAGCAGUGUGUCGUCGCCGCAGCCCACAAACGAAUCGUUAAUGAUUCGUGCACGAGAAUCACCACCAAAAGGACUUGUGGAAAAACGUUUAGCACAAUUUACACAAGUCGAACAAUCAGCAUCGGCAGAUGAGAUUUCGCGGACAACCCCGCGAUCUCGUUCAGUGCCUAUUUCAGCUGUGUUGCUGAAUGCGCAACGGCCGCAAUCACGUCCGCCACGGGAUGAGAUAAAAAGCCCGACACGUCAAGUGCAAAUCGACAUGGUUCGCUAUGACUUUCGGGCACCAGCUGAUCUGUUGCGCAGGACUCCUGACGAUCCCAUAGGCAGCGAAUGUGGUGAGGCGACGACUACUACGGAACGAUUAAGCGAUGGUGAAACGCGGAUGGUCAGAGUGAUUCGUGAAAUUGGAGAACGAGGCCGACACUUCACACAACCCGUGUCACGUGCAGCCGUUCGCGCUGCUGCCCAUUCAAUUAGUCGGGGUUUUCCCAUCGUUACCGUGAAUGUAACGGAUCCAAAAUCGUCCAGGAGGAGGACGAUUAGCGAUUUCCCACAGCCAGUAGUGGUUGAGGUUCGCGAUGACAAAUCUUCUCGCACAACGGCAAUUCCAGUGGUUCGAUCUGCAAACACCUCUCCUUCAACUAGCCACGGUCCAAGACGGACCACCAGUCGAGCUGUUCAAAUCGAGAAGUACGACUCGCGGACCCUUACCAUUCCCCCUCCCCGACAAGAUCGACGAGUAGAGACAUGCCCCAUCCCUGAACAAGAAGAAGAACUUACCCAGGAGCUUUCCCCACCACCACCGAUGUGGUCACCGAGACAAGAGGAACUACUGCAACCACCUGAUCCGGGAAUCACCCGAUGGGAAAAUAUAGACUCCGAAAGUGAGAUUAGUAUCAAGGAAAGAGAGCUAGCUAUCGCUAAGGAUACGAUCAAAAGGCUUUCAUUUGAUCUGGCUCGAUUGGAAAGCGAAAAACAACAACUUGAGAUCGAAACGAGUUUGCAACGACAGAAGUCGGAAGCUGCUCUGGCUAGUCGAGUUGCUGAUGCAAUUACACAACUUCGCAGUAGCAGCACAGAACCAGAAACGCGGUCGGGAGAGAAGAAACGUCCUACGUCCCCGAAAUUCGAUCCGCUGGCUAUAAAAGAGGAAUGUGAACGUAUGAUGGAAGAACUUCGUCAGGAAGGUGGUGAUGUUCUUCACGAAGACGAGCUCGUCAAUGCCAGUGAAGUGGAUCGUGAAAUCGAACGUCUAAAACGCGAGGUAAGCGCCAAAAGCAAUCACUCUGUCAUGCGUACAGAGCUUGACAAGAAGAAGGCAAAUAAUAUGCCCGAUUCACACAGUAUCGCGUCGACGUCCGGUGAAGAUGAUGAUGGUGGUAGCGACAGCUCACAGAUCAUUUCCUUGCGGGACCAGGUAGUGAUGUACAGUGCUAAUGGUAACAAUAACAACGGAUCCGACAAAACCUCGCUAAUCAAUCGAUUAGAGCGCGAACUGACCGAUGCACAAACUUGUAAUCUCCGACUUAAUCAGAAGAUCGGUAGUCUCGUCUCGAGCGGUAAUGCAACUUUGAAGAAGGAAAUUCUUGAACUGAAGAAAGAUCUAAAAGAGCGCACAAACGAGAUCGAUGCAUUGAAAAAGAAGCUGCAGAAGGCCGACAAGGACCGGCAACAAUGGGAGACGCAGAAGAGACAACUGGAAUCGAAACUUCCAGUGGACGUCCAAUUAUUGAUGGCACAAAAGCGAGAGUUGACGAUGCAGUUGGAUAGGGAACAAAAUGAGAAGCACGAGCUUUUCCUGCAGAUUAACUCGAUGAUUGCUCAACUAGCAGAUACACAACCAGCUGGUGAAGUAGAAAAAUUGAAAUCAGAAAAUAAAGAGCUUCAACGAAGAGUGGAAGAACUUGAGAGCUCCUCAGCCAAGGAAAGCAGUCGUCUGGAAGCUGAUCUACAAAAGGCCCGGCAUGAAAGCGAAGUGGCGAAACAUCAGAAUGAACGGGAGAAGCGACAGAUGCAGAUGGAAAUUGAAGAAACGAAAAAAGAGUUGCACAUGAAGGCUGCUGCUCUACAAUCGUUGAUGCUAGCUACACAGGACUCAAGUAAAACCGAUCGUUUGAAAGAAGAAAAUGAGGAGAUGGCAAAGUUGUUGGAAGAAACCGAAGCAGCAUUGGUACAGUCAAGGCGGGAACUAGAAGCGAAGAAGGAGGAAAUUGUUCAAUUGCGGAAACGUUCCAGGUCUUCGGAGGAAAGCUCGAUAUCCUCCAAACAGCUGGAAGAAUUCGAGAAAAAGCUUCAUGAAGCGGAGAAGGUCCUGAAAGAACAAGUCGCUUCAAAGGAAACCCUCAUGAAAAACUGUGAACGACUGAUCGCUGAGAAGAAGGUAGACGAAGAGAAACUUAGUGAUAUGGAGUCAAAGUAUGAUGAGGCUCAGAGGACCAUCGCUGAUCUGAAGGACGAUAUCGGCCGCUUGGAGAAGGAAGCGCAAGAGGAAGCAUCUCGAAAUAAGCGAUGGGAGUUCGAGCGAGAUGAGGAGGUGAAGACGCUUACGGAGCGAUUGAAGACGCUUGAGGUCACUCUGAAGGAGAAGGAUUCCAAGCUGGAUGCCAUCCGGGUGCAGCUUUUGGCAGCCGAGUCCCGAGCGGAACAAGCCGAUGCAGAUUUGAAAGCUAAGGAGCAGGUGGUUAUCAAAACUGACCGACGAGUUCAGCAACUUCAAGCGCAGUUGGAUGCUAAGGGUGGCGUAGACGAGGAGGUCAACCUUCUUCGAGCUGAGCUGAAGAAAGCAGAAGAGCGGCAUGAUGACGUCGUUGCUAAGUUGCACAAAGCCGAAGCGGCUAUAGCGGAGGCCACCAAGAAUGCAAAGAAAGAACUGGAAGAACUCAACAAAAAGCUGGAAGAGGCUAGUGAAAGCGAGACAGAUGCUGAAGAGAAGAUCUUGAAACUACAGCAGCAACUGCAGCUGUCGAAGAAUGAGCUUGUGGUCACUAAAGAGGCAGUAACGAAGCUUGAAAAGCAACUGGCCGAUUUGCAAAUUGAAAAGAAAAAGUUGGAGUCCAAAGCUUCUGUAGCUGAUGAGAUCAACACCCUGAUGAGUUCAUUGUCAGCGGUGCGAGCGGAGAAUGGGCAAUUCCAAGAGGAGAUUCGUGUACUCCACAGCCAGCUGGAAGAAGUCCGAGAUGAACUGGAACGAGCGCUGGAAGAAAGCGAUGAAUGGAAGACGCGAGCUGAAAUAGCCGAAAAAGAGCGGAGCAUGAUGGAGGCUGAGAUGAGUAGAGAGCAUGAAAAGAUCGUUGCCCUGACCAGCUCCGAAGAAUCACGAUCUGCACAUGAAGCUGAACUUGCGUCCAGCACAUCCCAGCUGAAGUCAGAGAAUUCCAAACUCCAGGAAGAAACCAAAGGUUUGCGCGCGGAGCUGCAGAAAGUGCAGGAUCAGAAGAAAGCAGCUGAAGAAGAAUCGAUGAGGAAGUUGCGAGAGUUGACGGAGAAAUGUGAGGCUAUUCAGAAGGAGGCAGCAAGCAGCAAAUCUAGAGUUGGAGUAUUGGAAGAAGAACAACUUCGAAUGCAGAACUCAGCCGAUCAAGAAAAGCAGCAUCUAAUCGAUAAUGCAGAUAAGCAAAAGAGAAAAGUGGAAGAACUUCAAGAAGAAGUUGCUGAGCUUAAAGAAAAGCUCAAGCAUUCUGAAGAUGCUUCGACGGCUGAAGCUGAGCGAUACAGCGCUGCUUGUGCGCGAUUGGCUGAGGUAGAACGGGAAUACGAAGAGAUGAAAUUGACGCUGAAAAACACGCAAGGACUAUCAAAACAAUCCUCAGAGAAGCUGCAAGAAUCCGAGAAUUUUGCCUUACGAAUAAAACAACAGCUGGAAGAAUUGGAGCGCGAAAAAAACGCUAAGAUACAGGAAAUGGCUGCUGAGCAUAAGGCUCAUCGAGAAAGGCUAGAACAACACAUAGAAAAUAUGGAGAAAGCUAGACAAGAUCAAAUAGAAGAGCUAGAAAGGCAGCGACAUGAGAUGGAAGAAAUCUACCGUAAAAGGCUGGAGGAUGCUGAGAAGAAGCUCGAUGAAGCUAAGGAGGUGCACAGAAACCAAUCAGCUCUAUUGGAAGUCGCUAUGAAGGAGAAAGAAAGCGCUCCAAAGCGAGAACUUGAACGAAUGCAAAAGGCUAAAGAGGAGUUCGAAGAGCUGCAUAAGGAACAGGAGGAGAAAUUGAACAGGAAGAUCAACGAUCUCGAGGCUCGUCUAACCCAAACAGCGAAGGACAAUGCUGUAAUGGUUGCUAGCCUUCAAGACAUGUCUGCGCUGCUAGAAAAUGAGGCGAAGAAACGUGAAGAACUCAGUGAGGAACGGAAAAAAUGGAUGGAACAGUUGAAUGAAAAGGAAAGAGAGUUGGAAGAAGCCAGAAGCAGCUCAGAAGGAGAGGAGAAGAUCAAUCGUCUCGCUGCUGAGAAUGUUCGCUUAGCAAGUGAGAUAUUGAAGGCACACUCACAAGCUGAGAAAACUCUCCAAACGGAAAAAGAUCUCAUCACCAAACAGUUUGCUGACAAACUGAAAACUGCCCAAGCUGAAAGGGACAAACUAGCCAGCGACAUGGAAGCACUACGGGCUAAAAUGCGGGUAAUGGAGUCACGAAUUGAAGAUCAAAGGUCAUCUAUUGAACAAGCUGAAAGGAUAAGAAAAGAAGAAGUAGCAGCUGUUGAAGCCGAACUUGAUGCCGUCCGAAAGGAGAAAGUGAAGUUGAAAGAAGACAUGGAAAAUCUUCGCAGUAAUAACAAUGGGAAUCCGAUUCCACCACCGAGAAGAACCAUUUCGAAUAUGUCCACCUACACCUAUAACACCAAUACGGACUUCAGUGAGAUUGAAGAUGUACAUCGACUGAGGAGCGAGAUCGACAAACAGAAACGACUAAUCAUCGUGUUGCGACGGAAACUGCAAGGACUCCAAUGAUCCGCGAUGCCAUGUGUCAUCUCGCCAUCCAUACCGUAAUCAUACAGUAAUCCACGGUAAUCACUGUCACGCAGCCUCAAGAAGCAUCAUUUUUGCUGAUACUCAGCCAGGCACAGACAUAUUUUCUUUUUACGUCCUUCACCUUUAUCAGCUUCACUUCACUUUUCUAGAUUUUCAUCAGCUUUUCAUUUCUCAUAUUUCCUACUUUUCCCAAUUUUUCUACUUUUGAUGAUCCCGGAUUCUAGUGUGUCUUCUCGUCUUGCCAUCGCAAAUUGCACAUGGUGCGCUCAAUAUGUGUGUUUUUGUAUGUUCUAGGUCUAGCAGAGUAUCGA